GUCCGUCGCCGACGGGGCGGCGUCGCCGGCUGCGCGCCCGCGGAGCCCAGCUGCGCGGAGCCUUCUCCCUUAGAAACCGCCGCGGGGAGCGGCUGCUGCUUUUUUUUUUCCCCUAUAAGCCGUUUCCGGUUUGCUGCCAUAUUCCUCUUUUUUUUUUUCCUGUGGGUUUCUCCCUUCCCCCCCCUCCCCGGGACGGGGCGAGCGGGGGCGGGCGAGGGAGCAGCGCGCCGGAUCCGCGGCACUGCGCGAUGCUGCCGGCGGCGCAGCCCUGAGCGCCCGGCGCGGCUCGGCUCGGCUCGGCGGCCCGGGCAGCAGCGCGGCGGCGGCGGCCGCGCCCCCGGCGCGGAGACAAAGCGGGGCCGCGCACACGCGGAGCCCGGCACCAUGGGGAGCAGCAAGAGCAAGCCCAAAGACGCCAGCCAGCGUCGGCGCAGCCUGGAGCCCGCGGAGAACGCCCACCACGGCGGCUACCCGGCCUCCCAGACGCCCAGCAAGACGGCCGCUCCCGACGCCCAUCGCACCCCCAGCCGCACCUUCGGGACCAUGGCUGCGGAGUCCAAGCUCUUUGGGGGCUUCAACACCUCCGACACCGUCACGUCGCCGCAGCGCUCCGGGGCUCUGGCAGGUGGAGUCACCACCUUCGUGGCCCUCUACGAUUACGAGUCCCGGACGGAAACAGACUUGUCCUUCAAGAAAGGAGAACGUCUCCAAAUUGUCAACAACACGAGAAAAGUGGACGUCAGGGAAGGCGACUGGUGGCUGGCUCACUCCCUCACCACCGGGCAGACGGGCUACAUCCCCAGCAACUACGUCGCCCCCUCGGACUCCAUCCAGGCCGAAGAGUGGUACUUUGGGAAGAUCACGCGGCGCGAGUCCGAGCGGCUGCUGCUCAACCCGGAGAACCCCCGCGGGACCUUCCUGGUGCGGGAGAGCGAGACCACGAAAGGUGCCUACUGCCUCUCCGUCUCCGACUUCGACAACGCCAAGGGGCUCAACGUGAAGCACUACAAGAUCCGCAAGCUGGACAGCGGCGGCUUCUACAUCACCUCGCGCACCCAGUUCAACAGCCUGCAGCAGCUGGUGGCCUAUUACUCCAAGCAUGCCGAUGGCUUGUGUCACCGCCUCACCAACGUCUGCCCCACCUCCAAGCCCCAGACCCAAGGCCUGGCCAAGGACGCCUGGGAGAUCCCCCGGGAGUCUCUGCGGCUCGAGGUGAAGCUGGGGCAAGGCUGCUUUGGAGAAGUGUGGAUGGGGACCUGGAACGGCACCACCAGAGUGGCCAUAAAGACACUGAAACCUGGCACCAUGUCUCCGGAGGCGUUCCUGCAGGAAGCCCAGGUCAUGAAGAAGCUCCGCCACGAGAAGCUGGUUCAGCUCUACGCAGUGGUUUCGGAGGAGCCCAUUUACAUCGUCACAGAGUACAUGAGCAAAGGGAGCCUCCUGGACUUCCUGAAGGGAGAGAUGGGCAAGUACCUGCGGCUGCCCCAGCUCGUGGACAUGGCGGCUCAGAUCGCAUCCGGCAUGGCCUACGUGGAGAGGAUGAACUACGUGCACCGCGAUCUCCGCGCAGCCAACAUCCUCGUGGGUGAGAACCUGGUGUGCAAAGUGGCCGACUUCGGCUUAGCACGCCUCAUCGAGGACAACGAGUACACCGCCCGGCAAGGUGCGAAGUUCCCCAUCAAGUGGACAGCCCCCGAAGCGGCUUUGUAUGGCAGGUUCACCAUCAAGUCGGAUGUCUGGUCCUUUGGCAUCCUCUUGACCGAGCUGACCACCAAGGGCAGAGUGCCAUACCCAGGGAUGGUCAACCGGGAGGUGCUCGACCAGGUGGAGCGGGGCUACCGGAUGCCUUGCCCGCCCGAGUGCCCCGAGUCGCUGCACGACCUCAUGUGCCAGUGCUGGAGGAAGGACCCGGAGGAGCGGCCCACCUUCGAGUACCUGCAGGCCUUCCUCGAGGACUACUUCACGUCGACAGAGCCCCAGUACCAGCCCGGUGAAAACCUAUAGACCUGGACCUCCUCCUGGUGCCAGAGACCCCUGGCCUCGCUGUGCGUGCGUGGGGCACGUGGCUCACGGAGGUCUACCCUCCUCGUGCACGAGGCAGGUUUUGAGGAGCAGUCCCGGGGGCAGGACACGGCAGUGCCUCCAGGCAUGGACAGUGGAGGUGCUGGAUUCUCCUGUGGCUAAUUAAGACUUCUGGUCCCUGUUUAACGAAGCGUCGCUGUUCUGCUGGUGAGAGGAGUCUGAAGGCACCGUGCACCGGCCAGGCCGGGGACAUCGCUCCGGAUGGCGAGCGGAGAAGUGGGCUUGUGGGGCACCAUCCUCCGAGAGCCUUUGGCCUUUGCGAGACGCUUUCCCCCCGGUAGCCCCGUGGUGCCUGGGGGUGGCCGGCUCUCCGGGUCGGACGUCAGCGCUGCAGAACACCACCUCCCGCCUCGGACACACGGUCCUGGCCCCCCGCACCCCUUUCUGCAUCAGCACAAGUCUCCCUGCCCGCCUUCGCCUGCCCCGCAGUCCCUCUCCGUGCCCCGUGCCAGUCCUCCCCGAGGGGCUCGCGGGGACCUUUCACUGUGGGGAAGGCACUAGCCGUUGCUGUUUCUGACUCGGAUACCCAGCCGGAGGGCGGACGCUACGUUUCGGUGCACCGGGGCCCGGUGAUGGCCACCUCUUCCAUCCUCCCUGUGGCAUGGCUGCAGAUGUGGGGUGGGAGCCAGGACGUGGCCGUUCUGCGUCGCUCUGGCUUCGAGCUCCCUGUCCGUACCUCGGGCAGGACUCUGCGGCCGAGCUGCAUUAGCGCCUGUGUUGGUAGUGUUAAAUGUCACUGCUUGCGGCUCUGUGUCCUGGGCUGCCGGGGGGCAGGUUUGAGUCUUCCAGCUGUGUCUGUCCCCCAGCAAAGGGGACCUGUGUCACCCAGGGAGCUACUUCUGGGAACACCACCAUGGGAGAUGCCACAAGAGUCCCUUCCCUUGCCUCGCUACCCAGCCCCGCUGCUUCAGAUGGGUUUUCUUCCACAAAACGCUCCUGGUCUUCCAGCCGGCACCCCACAAAACGCGUGGGAACAACACCAAGCUGCGCGCUCCCUCCCUCCCACUUUGCUGCAAGGUUUUUCACUGCUAGAGAAACAGGGCUGUGGAGUCGCUCCGUCCUGUCCCUGCGCAGGUCCCCGGCCCACCAUGAGGCUGGGGACGGAGCGUCCUUGGAGGACGGACCUCUUCUGGUGGGAGCACCCGUGCCGGUUCGCAGGCCGCGUGUGCGCAGUCAUCCAAGCCGGCCGCAGCGCUCCUGCGGGAGCACGGCUGUUCUGGGUGCCGAUAGAAGUCCUGAACGGUGUGGUUCCCCCAUGCCCCCUCCCUCUUCCCUCAGCCUGCACAAGGAUGUGGCAAGCAGCUCCCUGGGGCUGUUUCUGGGGGAGCGUUGGGCUUUCACCGACGCUUCUGGCCGCCUGGUAUGUUUUCAGCAGCCUGCCCUCGCUCCCGCGGCCGCAGCGCCCAGUGGGGCAAAGUGAGCGCCGUGCCGACGGCUCUAGGCCGCCGGAGGAGCAUUCCCGGGAAGCAGCUCGUCUUCGCACUUGCUCCCCAAGGCACAUCCCCUGGAGGCUGAACCCCCCUGGGAGUGAAGCCGUGGGUCCCGCGGCCACGGUGGCCGGAGCGGCGGAGCAGCCCUUUGCUCUUGGCGGGAGGAGCGCUCCCGAGCUGCCGCGGGGAUUUGUACAUAGCCCUCAAGCGGCCCGCGCGCUCUCCCAGAAGUUGACUUGUUGCAUGUGUUUCUUCCCCCCCCGACGGUAACGCUAACAUGUCUGUUCGCGGUUGUACCCAACCGGAGUCCUUGGCCGCGCUGGCUUGCUGGGCUUUGGUUACAGCCACCGCUGCCGUGUCCCUGCCCGUAUUCCCGCUAUCCUCUGUGCCAAAAACCCUCGCGGGACAGGACCGCUGUCCAAUGCGUGUGUGUUGCUCUCAGCCCGGGUGUUUCUUCCAGGAGCUCAGCAGCGUUUUGUGGCUUCCAUCAGGGCUAGACGUCUCUCCCUGGUAGCAGCAGCCUGGCCUCCUUGCGCAGAAGGGCCCUGGGGCUUGCGGGGGCACUCCUGGGCCCCGUAGCUUUGUGCCCCUCUCGCUCCUCCGUCGUUUUUUCCCUUGCCUCUGUCAUUUGUGCAAGCUGCGGCAGAGCCCACCUGCCUCUCGCCCGCUCCCUGCGCGGCAGGAGCAUCUCGACACCUGCGUGAAGCCGGGCAAGGGGCGCUGCGCUGCGGGGAGGAGCCGCUGCUGCCCCGAGAAGCAGCGUGCCGCGGGCCGCAGCCUCCUGCGCUCGCCACCAGCCUCGCCGCCAGCCCCGUGCUGCUAAAGGGCAAACUCCUCCGCGGCCCCGGGAGGCGGCGGACGGCGGCUGGGCUCCCUGCCGUGGCGCCCCUCCUGCCCCCGGGAGCCGCCCGAGCCGCCGGUGCAGCCCCACGUCUUAUUUAUUAACCAAGUCCUCCAUCAGUCGGUUGGUCUGCGGAUCCUUUUUAAUUAGCAACAGCUUCAAAAUCGGCUCGAAUGGGCUCUCCUUGGUCAGCACAGCGCGAUCCUGUCCUGGUUGGCUUGCAGAGCAGCAGCUGCUGUAGUGAGUUUUUGAAU
Dromaius novaehollandiae (emu) is the source of this 4607-nucleotide messenger RNA. RefSeq names its product SRC proto-oncogene, non-receptor tyrosine kinase (gene SRC). Gene Ontology annotation, biological process: bone resorption; progesterone receptor signaling pathway; cell adhesion. Gene Ontology annotation, cellular component: extrinsic component of cytoplasmic side of plasma membrane. The record is from RefSeq and is a predicted model, not a curated record. Lineage: Eukaryota; Metazoa; Chordata; Aves; Casuariiformes; Dromaiidae. The transcript has 13 exons. The coding region runs from base 385 to 2004 and encodes 539 amino acids. Gene Ontology annotation, molecular function: signaling receptor binding; non-membrane spanning protein tyrosine kinase activity; ATP binding.